UCGGUUUUAGGAUUUGCAUAUUAUUAAAUAUGGCGGACGGAAUUCUAGAGUAAAAAUGUUUGGAAGAGUUUUUUUGUCGUUAAAUAUGGUUUCUAUACGAUGCUAAAUCAUGCCUCUGAUUCAAUUCAAGCACAUUGUAUCAUUUACAAGUGAGGAUCCGGCCCAGCCUGCCAGUAACUUGCUGAAGUCCGAGACAUACAGAAAAUGGAGAACGGCAGAGUCAGGGGAGAAACAGGCCGUUGUUAUCAUAGAGCUUCAAAAGGCUACAAAAAUUAAUACAAUUGAUAUCGGGAACAAUGGCUCAGCAUUUGUAGAAGUGCUUGUUGGUAGGGGAUCAUGGGAAGGCAAUGAGCAAUACAAGGUUCUACUUGUGACCUCAUCAUUUAUGAGCCCAGCAGAAAGCAAGUCAUUCACAAACAUAAACAGGGUUAGAAUGUUUGGUAGUGACAAACUCUCUAAGCCUGUUGCUGAUGAGAAGUGGGACAGAGUCAAACUUGUUUGCACUCAGCCAUUCAACAAGAAUGAGCAGUAUGGGCUAUCUUUUGUCUCAUUGCAUUCUCCACCUGAGGAAGUCACUCAUGAAGGGAAUCCUGAGUUAAACACAUCUAUUACAUCUACACCCAAACGACUCGGUGGUUUCACUCUGAAAGAUGAACAACAAGACACCAUCCUUCCAGGAAGCAUGUUUUUAAAGAAAAAGACUACACCCCCUCCUAUGUCCAUGGCUGCAGAGGUCCGAUCGGCCUCUAUUGCUGACAUAAAGAGGGAAACCAAUACAGACAAAGGCAACACAGGAAAUAGUGGGUGGGGCACACUCGGGAGUGCCUUUAAGCCUUCCCAGUCCAAGGCAAAGGAAGUCAGAGAUAAAGAUGAGGCACAAUCCAGUGACGAUAUCAAACCAGUACCUGUCAAACAUGUAAAGUCUUUCGCUUCAGUAAAAAAAUCUGCUGAGGUUCCAGUCAAGAGAAAACAUGAAGAUUCAUCUAAAAGAGAUAGAAGUGAUCCAUCUAAGCAGACACUACCAGCAAGUAGGGAGUCACCACCGCAAAAGAAAAGAAAACCAGAAUCCACCAAGCCAAAGGAAGAGAUUCCCUUCAAUAGAAUUCUGAAAGGCGUAGUUUUUGUGCUUAGUGGGUUUAAGAACCCUGAGCGAGGGGAUUUAAGGGACAAGGCCUUGCAGCUUGGUGCACAGUACAAGCCUGACUGGAUGUCUGGCUGCACUCAUCUCAUUUGUGCUUUUCCAAAUACGCCAAAGUAUAACCAAGUAAAAGGUAAAGGCAAGAUCGUUAGUAAGAAGUGGAUCACUGACUGUCACAGGAAAGCACAAAAGCUACCAACCAAAAACUAUCAUCUCCCCGGAGACACUGAUUCCUCUUCGGCAGAAUCGAGUGAUGAAGAAGAGGUCUUACCAGAAAAACCUGCUCGCCAAGCUGAAUCAUCACACGGUGGCGCUACCAAGAUGUCAACUUCGGCGUCCUCGGUAGCAGCAGCAUCGCGGAAUUCAAGGGCCGAUAGAGAGCAUCAGAGCACAAGGGUGGAAGAGGAGAAGGAGGAGAUGAAUGACGCGCUUGGGGCGGGCGAGGAGACGCCCAAGAAGGAGGAGGAGGAGGACGACGAGAAAAGCCCGCCAGGAAUUGCUAGCGACGAGGACACAGAAGAUGAGCUGGAGAGGGCUCAACAAAAGGCAAGUCGCAAUGCUGUCGACGACAACGUCGAUGAUGUUAUCUUCGAUGCGUCCACAGAUAAUGAACAGGAAAAUAAUGAUGGUUCGGACGCCCCCGAAUCGGACACGCCGGACGAGCUACCGGAACUUCCGGACUUCUUCUCUCACAAGCACUUCCUGUUGUACGGGGAGUUUGACAACAUGGAGAGACGCUCUCUCGUACGCUACAUUACUGCUUAUAACGGAACUUUGGAUGACUACAUGAAUGACAACAUCGAUUUUGUGAUAACAAACGAAACCUGGGACCAGAACUUUGAAGAUGCGUUGUCCGAAAACGCGUCACUAGCGUUUGUUCGACCAAAGUGGAUCUUUGCCUGCGACGCGAAAUGUGCCCUCGUGCCAUUCCAGCCUUAUAUUAUCGUGCCUGGAUAAUAUGUAGAUCUUGAGACGUUCGCUGGCAAAGAACUGCUGGACAAUGCUAAUGAUUCCUAAAACGAAGUCCAAGGUCGUUCUCUGGAACGUGUGCGUGGGUGACUUCUAAAUGGAAAGCUGUCAAACAGAAUGACUCUUGAAUACUUGCUCCUUGUUCAGGGUAACUAUGGCUAAAUGAUCAACUGGGGCCUGGAGAAUCUCACAUGAAACAUUAUCUCUCGGUCGUCUUGUUAUCCGCUUACAAAUAUAUGGAUAGAAUCAUGAAGUUUUAAUCCAAAUUAUGACACACACGAAACUUUAAUUACUAUGCACCAAGUUUGCGCUUAGAUUUGAAGUUUCUUGUGUGUGUACUUUAAAAAAGUAGCAUUAUAUACAUUUCUUAAGGGAAGCCCCGCUUUGGGUGAGUUAGGAAACAAUAAACAUUCCACGUAUA
Molecule: messenger RNA, 2528 nt
Organism: Nematostella vectensis (starlet sea anemone)
Lineage: Eukaryota; Metazoa; Cnidaria; Anthozoa; Actiniaria; Edwardsiidae
Product: DNA repair protein XRCC1
Exons: 20
Coding region: 110-2095 (661 amino acids)
Biological process (GO): single strand break repair; double-strand break repair via nonhomologous end joining; base-excision repair
Cellular component (GO): nucleus
Molecular function (GO): damaged DNA binding
Source: RefSeq, a predicted model, not a curated record